AAAUUAAAAUCAGAUAGACAUAUUGAAAGUUUUGAAGAUAACCCAAAAACUCGACGCGCUUAUCAACGGAGUUUCAAACACGAACCAACCAUCAGAUCCACUAAUUCCGCGAAUAUUCCAAAGGCGCUUUAAAAAAGGCGCGUGAACAGCCCUCGCUCCUCCCUUGAAUGUUUGUUUGUUUGUUUUUUUCCCCUCCCGUAAUCGGCUGGGAUCCAGAACCACCUCUCUUAUCGUGAAGAGCCAAUGAGCAUCUCUGAUAACUCCAUAAAUCAACCAUGUCUUCCUUCGUGUUCAUCGCCAACUCGACUCGGAUCACGAAUCGCUUCACUCGUUUUGGCGCUUUCUCAUCUGUGGAGAUAAUCCCCCGCGUCUUGACUCAGUAACUCGAAUUGAAAGAUGGACCCGAUGGAUAUUGUAGGGAAGUCGAAGGAGGACGCUUCGCUUCCCAAAGCAACUAUGACCAAAAUUAUAAAGGAAAUGUUACCACCGGAUGUACGUGUUGCAAGAGAUACUCAAGAUCUUUUGAUUGAGUGUUGUGUAGAGUUUAUUAAUCUUGUUUCAUCAGAGUCCAAUGAAGUUUGUAACAGAGAAGAUAGACGAACAAUAGCACCUGAGCAUGUAAUAAAGGCUUUAGAGGUUCUUGGGUUUGGAGAGUACAAUGAAGAGGUAUAUGCUGCAUAUGAGCAACACAAGAUUGAGACGAUGCAAGACUCUUUGAAAGGUGGGAAAUGGAGCAAUGGGGCAGAGAUGACCGAGGAAGAAGCAGCAGCUGAGCAGCAAAGAAUGUUUGCGGAGGCACGUGCGAGAAUGAACGGUGGUGCCGUUGCCCCAAAGCAACCAGAUCCCGACCCAAGUGUAGAGAGCUAACUGAUUAGGACUUCCUGUACCGUAGGCAAGCAUCCUUGACUCUUCUAUUAGCGCUUCUAAGUUUUAAUCUCAUAUAUUAUGUACAAAAAAGAAAAGCUAUCGGUUAGUGUACUGAUCACUGUGGAUAUUUGUAUUUUUUUUAAUCUAUGGAUGCUGUCUAUAAUUAUUUAGUUAGUGAGAGUUUGUUCAUUUC
Molecule: messenger RNA, 1060 nt
Organism: Hibiscus syriacus
Lineage: Eukaryota; Viridiplantae; Streptophyta; Magnoliopsida; Malvales; Malvaceae
Product: protein Dr1 homolog
Exons: 6
Coding region: 397-867 (156 amino acids)
Molecular function (GO): protein heterodimerization activity
Source: RefSeq, a predicted model, not a curated record